Molecule: messenger RNA, 2185 nt
Organism: Bemisia tabaci
Lineage: Eukaryota; Metazoa; Arthropoda; Insecta; Hemiptera; Aleyrodidae
Gene: St2
Product: Sulfotransferase 2
Molecular function (GO): sulfotransferase activity
Source: RefSeq, a predicted model, not a curated record
GUACUUGGGAGUGUGUAGCGUGAGAGGCGGCGCGUCCGCUUUCGGAUAUCCUUCGUUGUUGGUUACACAACCACCGUGCUUUCGGCUCUCAAAAGUUCCCCGGCCCCCAGUUCCACAGCGCCGCCCGAUAGUGUCGUUUCGAUCGGAUUACAUCCAGACUCUACGAUGGAUAUCAGCUAUAAGAAUCUCGAGGGCCCAGUCGCCAAGAAACUCGACACCAUGUUUGGCGUGGAGAAUUGUUUAAUAGAAGUCUACCCUGGGAAAGUAUUGGUGCCCCCAAAAUACAAGGACUUGGGCGAGCGGAUAAGAAAAAUGACCGUUCGUCCUGAUGACACUUUCCUCGUGUCUCUUCCCAGGACAGGGAGUACAUGGGCUCAAGAAAUGGUCUGGUGUGUAGGGAACGAUCUGGAUUUUAAAAAAGCAACAGAAGUAUUGAGCUCAGUCCGAACUCCUCUUCUAGAAUUAACAGCUUUAGUUGGAAACGAUAAAAGGCCAUGGACAGGAAUGUUUGGAAAUUCCGUUGAAACCGUAGAAAACCUUGCAUCUCCCAGAUACAUCAAAACACAUUUGUCCCUGGACUUGCUGCCGGCACAGAUAGAAACAGUCAAACCAAAGAUUGUCUACGUGACGAGGAAUCCGAAAGAUGUGUGCGUAUCUUACUUCCACUACUGUCGGCUGGUCCACGAGCUGGUCGGCGGGACGUUCGAGGACUUCUGCGAACUCUUCCUCCAGGAUCGCGUCCCAAUGAGUCCCUUCUGGCCGCACGUUCUCUCCUUCUGGAACCGGAGACACGAACCCAACGUCCUCUUCUUGAAGUACGAGGACAUGAAAAGAGACGGGCGGAAGGCGAUCCGGCAAGUGGCCGAGUUCCUGGACAAGAAGCUCUCGGACGAGGAGAUCACGGCUCUGGAAGACUACCUGAGCUUUGACAAGAUGAAGGAGAACCCUUCGGUGAACCUGGAGCCGAUCGUCAACCUCAUGGGCAACGUCAACACCCAAGAGAAGUUCAUCCGGAAGGGAGUCGUCGGCGACUACAAGGCCCACAUGAACGAGGAGAUGAUCGCCAGGUUCGACAAGUGGAUCGAGGAGAACACCAAGGGCACCGGCCUCACUUUCGAGUGAACGAAUGCAAUACACUCCUCUCUCAAAGUGGCAGGUCUGCUUAUAUAUUCUCUCCCUGUAUCUAUUCAUAGAGGGUUUGACUAGGCAUAGAGAUACUCUCUCACAACGUAGGCGGCACAUUCCAUCACGGCAUCAACUUUCAGAGCCUUUUUUGAGUUAGGGUGUUUCAUUCGAAAAAAAAACAAAUGAUUUCUUUGAGUUUACUGAAAAAUUUUACGUUAGGUAAAAUAUGUACUUAAAUCGCACAUCCUUCAAUCAAGAAUUCAAAAACUCAAUUGAAGAUUCUCACUUUUUUGAGUUCAACUUCUUUUGAAGAGUUGCUCCCAAGUUGUUUUGCGUGCCCCGGAAAACUUUCUGACAAAGGGUUUUCUCACCCUCCCUGAGAGAAAAACAAGGUCGUAAAAUCGUUAACUACCAUCUAAAAAGUGAACGUAUCACAUGUAUUAAUGAUUAGAUAUCGGACCUAUGCCAAAAUUCACGAGAGGGUUGCAUUCUAAAACGAUGUAUUAUUCUUUCCCCAUCUUUAAAUCAGAUUUUUAAAGACGCCCUCAGAUAACAUGUGUUACAAGUGGUUCAUGAUUGGCUCCUUAUUGGAAAAAAAAAAACAAAAAAAGGAGAAGCCAUCAUUGCUUGUAACUUUCCAUCUGAGCGUCAGAAGAUCAUCCGUGAAAGAGGAAUAACCGCUAGUGCUAAAGAUGUUUGCUUACUCGUUCUCAAAAUGGCCAAAGAUUCUAUUUUUUUUUAAAUUUUUUGAAAACUGAAGUUGAACUAUACAUAUGAUAAGCUAAUAAGUAACGUAACGGCAACUUUUGUGCUUCAUCAUCAACCUAUUGCUUUUAUCCAUGUACCAUAUCAUUUUGCUUUAAAUUUUAACAAUUGUAUAUUCGUGUGGUAUGUGUGUGGAUUUAGUGUGUGCGAAAUGUGUGUUUUGAAAAUAUGUUGAAUUAAUUACCUAAGAAAUCUCAUUGUUUAUCCAUUGUUAAGGAUAUUCUCAGGAAUAUUUUGAGCUAAUGUUCCCUUGACCUGUAGGCGAUUGGGUAAAUAAAACUUGUUCUCAAGCGAG